CUUCGGAUUCUUAAUAACGGGACACGACGCAAAACGAUUCGUCUGCCACAUUCUGUUAUUUCUGCAUCUCUCUCAUCGUUUGGUUCCCCAGAAAAUCCACGAGAAAGCUGCCAGAAAAUGGGGGAAAAUCAGAACCAGUAAAAACCAAGGUGCCUUGUUAACCAUCCUUUCUUCACAGUUGGUGGUUUCUCUGUUUGGACUAAAUUGCAGCUCAAAGAUGCACUCGAGGGACUUGCGCCGUAGAAAAGAGGUCACUGGACGAUUUCCUGAGUGUGGUGCGAUCUUCAUGUCAAAUAGAAGUACACUUGAAGAAUGUUUUGAGAGGGGAUUGCUUGGGCUACCAGGUUCUGCAUCUGAUUUUGUUAGAAGAGUUAAGGCAGGAAUGAUUUUGUUUCUUUUCGAAUAUGAAGACAGAAAACUCUAUGGGGUUUUUAGAGCAAUAUCGGAUGGUGGCAUAAACAUUGUUCCUCAUGCAUAUACAUCAUCUGGUAGGAGCUUCCCUGCUCAGGUUCAAUUUACCACAAUCUGGCCGUGUGAGCCCCUAUCUGAAAAGGAGUUUCGUGAUGCUAUUCAAGAUAACUACUUUGACACCAAAAAAUUCAACUUUGGUUUGUGUGAAAAGCAGAUUCAAAGUCUUCUGUGGUUAUUCAACUCAAGAAGACUUCAAAUCAUGGACUCUCUUCAGGACAAAAAAAGGAAGAACAGAGAGGAUGAAUUCGAGUCUAUUGAAGGUGGACUAGAGAAAGAGAAAUUUUCUGAGAUUCAAAUCACUGGAAGGAAGCUCAAUUCUAGUGAUGAAGCUUAUGAUCCUGAACAUCCUGGCUUCGAUCAUUCAGAGGGAUCCAGGGCUGACUCUGCUGCUGGCAUUGAAUCACAUGAGCUUCUUACAUUGCCACAAAAGAAAGAAAACUUCCAUGUUUCUGCCCAAGACACUGAAGACUUUAUACCGUUGUUUUCACCAGAACAUUCUGACAUUGAAGAAGAUGGGUUUGAUUCCGAUGAGUGUUCUGAAGAGAAACAGAUAGAGUUGUUUCUUGGCAAUAAAGUUUCUUUUGUACCUGUACCACAAUUUGCUCCUAGUUUUGUGCGGUAUAACCAGAUGAAAAUGGAUCACCUAUUUGCUUCUCCACAUGGGAGCAACACAUUAGAUGAUUCUUCAAUUGCUUCUCCACAUGGAAGUAAUCAUUCAGAAUCGCCUCAGCCCAAGGGCAUGUAUGCUGAUAACGCCAACAAAAGAGCUAGUGUGUUUUCUCGAUUAAAUUUUUCCUCAAAGCAUAUUACUUCAGGAAAUAAGAAUCGUGCAAAGAAGAAACGCCAUUACAAGUGUGAAAAGAUGGAAAUGGUCACGCGACAGAAGCUUGAGAUUGAUGGUUGUUCUAUUGAUAAAAGGACUAGCGUGUUCAUGCGCUUGACCAGUGCUUCAUAUUCUGUUGAUCAACAAGUCCAUUGCAUGACAGGAUUCAAGGAGGGAAGUGGUGGGUGGAAGAAGAGAAAGGGGGAAAGCAUUUCCUGAGAUUGAUGGGUUCUGAGUAACUGGUUUCAAGCUGUUGACAGAGACAUGCAGGUUGGAGGAAUAUGAUGGGGAAAGCUGAUUGAGAAAAUGGUCGGAUAGAAAAUGAAAAGAAAAAGAGUUGGUAGUUUUUUGGUUUUCCAUUGUUUAGUUAAGUACAAAAUAGGAGGAAAGAAAAUAUAGAUAUUUCAAAUGUCUAAAAUAUCUUAAUCAAGAACUUAGAUGAUGAUGGUUUCAACUGUUGGGAUUUUUUCUCUUGCAAAAAUUAAUUUCAUAUCUCAUGAAA
This is a messenger RNA of Lotus japonicus, 1796 nucleotides long. RefSeq lists its product as uncharacterized. The transcript is spliced from 5 exons. The record is from RefSeq and is a predicted model, not a curated record. Bases 218 to 1513 code for a protein of 431 amino acids. Lineage: Eukaryota; Viridiplantae; Streptophyta; Magnoliopsida; Fabales; Fabaceae.